CUUCGGCCGGUAGCUCCGCGCUUGCUCAACAAUCUGCCUGAUGUGCGCACCCUCCUACUCAGUCUUCCCAGCAAGCAGCCUCCGCUGGACGCGACUGCGCAUGAGUACUGUCUCCCCCACCGGCCCGGCGUGGGAGAAGGGGCUGGAAAUGAGGUUGGGCCAAGCAGCUCGCACGCGCCCCCUUCCCUCCCCUCUUCUCGCUGGGCGCGCGCCGGGUGAUGCAGCUCCGCUGCGACCAAGGGCAGCGCAACAGCUGCAGCGGCCACCGCUGAAGAAGCCCAGAGCCCCGCCCCCGGGGAGGGGCCGUCCUAGGUCUCCCCUCUACCCUCUACGGACGCACCUCCAUGAGGGGGAUGAAAUUUAGCCAUCAGAAGAAAACUGUUCGGGAGGUGUCAAUGGACUGCGACUAAGCCAAGAGCCGGAUUCUUCCUCUAGGUCCUGGGCCAGCAAGAUGCUGGAACGAGAUGCCGAGUCCGCGGCCCGGGGCACCAAUCCUAGUCCCCCUGGCAAGCAACCGAUGACCACGGGAGGAGCUCCCCACCAGGGCCCGCCGCAGAAGCCGGGCCAGUCGGCUCCAGGGCCCACUACCUCCGCGGGGGCGCCUUCACGACUCCGCCGGCGGCCCCAGCCCCAGCGCCUGCACCGCUGUCCCGACUGUGACAAGGCCUUCUCGUACCCGUCCAAGCUGGCCACGCACCGGUUGGCACACGGCGGCGCCCGCCCCCACCCGUGCCCCGACUGCCCGAAGGCUUUCUCCUACCCUUCCAAGCUGGCAGCCCACCGCCUCACGCACAGUGGCGCCCGCCCACACCCAUGCCCGCACUGCCCAAAGGCCUUCGGCCACCGCUCCAAGCUGGCAGCCCACCUGUGGACCCACGCCCCUGCCCGCCCCUACCCGUGCCCCGACUGCUCCAAGUCCUUCUGCUACCCCUCCAAGCUCGCAGCCCACCGCCACACGCACCAUGCCACCGAAUCUCGCCCCUAUCCAUGCCCGCACUGCCCCAAGGCUUUUUCAUUCCCCUCCAAACUGGCCGCCCAUCGUCUAUGUCACGACCCGCCGACAGCGCCGGGCAGCCAGGCCACAUCCCGGCAUCGCUGCUCCAGCUGUGGCCAGGCCUUUGGCCAGAGACGCCAGCUGCUCCUUCACCAACGCAGCCACCACCCGGCUGAGAGUCAGGGGGAGCGGCAGUGAGCCCUGCCCUUGGCUCACUGGCCCCCUCUGCCGCCAGCCCCGGUCAAUAAAGUGGCUUAGAAAUGCUG
Molecule: messenger RNA, 1260 nt
Organism: Manis javanica (Malayan pangolin)
Lineage: Eukaryota; Metazoa; Chordata; Mammalia; Pholidota; Manidae
Source: RefSeq, a predicted model, not a curated record